Messenger RNA from Antrostomus carolinensis (chuck-will's-widow), 1551 nucleotides. RefSeq names its product BUD13 spliceosome associated protein (gene BUD13). Gene Ontology annotation, cellular component: RES complex; U2-type spliceosomal complex. Gene Ontology annotation, molecular function: RNA binding. The transcript is spliced from 12 exons. The annotation marks the transcript as partial. NCBI's taxonomy places the organism in Eukaryota, Metazoa, Chordata, Aves, Caprimulgiformes, Caprimulgidae. Gene Ontology annotation, biological process: mRNA splicing, via spliceosome. The record is from RefSeq and is a predicted model, not a curated record.
GUGGCAGAAUUCAUCGACGAGCGCCCAGACGAGGUGAAGCUCAUGGAGCAAUUCCGUACAAACGCGAAAUGGAAACUCCUAGGAGACUCGAACGAAGACUCGCAGAGUUUGGAAGUGUCAGCACCUGCCAAAUCUGCUGUGAGGCGACAGCGCCAUGACUCCCCAGACACCUCGCCACCGAGGAGACUGAGACACGACACCCCGGACAAGUCACCUCCAGGACACCAGUGCCGCGACUCCCCGGAUCUGUCCCCUCCCAGGCGAGGGAGGAACAACUUCCCCAGCCUCUUACCUCCCAGGCGACAGCGCCACGAUUCCCCUGACCUCUCCCCGCCGAGGAGGAAGCACAACGGCUCUCGUCACGACUCUCCUGACCUGUCACCUCCCAGGCGAAAGCGUCAUGACACCCCUGAGGUGUCCCCUCCCAGGCGAAAGCGUCAUGACUCCCCUGACAUGUCACCUCCCAGGCGACAGCGUCAUGACUCCCCUGACAUGUCACCUCCCAGGCGGCAGCGUCAUGACUCCCCUGACGUGUCACCUCCCAGGCGACAGCGUCAUGACACCCCUGACGUGUCACCACAGAAGCGUCAGGCUACUCCGGAUCUGUCCCCUGCGCGGAAGAAGAGGUGCGAUUCGGACCCAGGUUCGUCACCCCCUCACAGACAGAGGACUGGGUCACCUAGUCAGAAAAAGCAGAGUAGAACAAAAGACACGAAAAAGCUCAGGCCGGUGCCCUCCCCUCCGAGGCGCCUGAGGCGCGACUCCGACUCCCCGUCCCCGCGCAGGGGUGCCCGGAACACCUCUGAGGCAGAGCGCAGGCCAGGCCGUGUGCACUCAUCUCCUCCACAACGGACUCUGCCAGCUGGAAAGGAUCAGCGCAGUUCAAGGAGUCCCCCAGACCUCUCACCUCAUCGCCACCGUGACCCUAAGGGAUCUCCCAAGAAGGCAAACGUGACAUUCACUGGGGUCAAAGGUGGCUUGGUGUCAGCUGAGGUGCUGCAGAGGGAACAGCAGGAGUUCAGGAAACAUGAGAGAAAUAAACACCUGGAAGAGGAAUCCAAACACUCGGAGACCAUCUUCCGAGACAAGUUCGGCCGCAAGAGAGACCUGGCGCAGGAGCUGCUGGAGGAGAAGCAGAAAGCUGAAGCUCAGUCUGAGAGGGACCAGCAAUACGCCAGAUGGGGGAAAGGGCUGGCACAGGGGAGGCAACAGCAGCAGAACGUGGAAGAUGCAAUCAAAGAGAUGCAGAAGCCCUUGGCCCGUUACAUUGAUGACCAGGAUCUGGAUCGAAUGCUGAGAGAACGAGAGAGAGAAGGAGACCCUAUGGCUGACAUAAUCAAGAAAAGGAAGGCCAAGGAGAACAAAGAAAAGAAAGAAAAACCGAGGUACAAGGGACCAGCACCUCCGCUCAACAGGUUUAAUAUCUGGCCCGGGCAUCGCUGGGAUGGUGUGGACAGGUCCAACGGGUUCGAGCAGCAGCGCUUCGCUCGGAUAGCCAACAGGAAGGCGGUUCAGGAGCUCGCCUACAAGUGGAGCGUUGAGGACAUGUAG